AAUAAUAACAGCCUGUGAUGGUGCUGUGAACGCUACAUUUCACCUCUUUCCUUUUCUUUUCUUUCUUCCUUCCUCUACUUUUCCUCUAACCACUGACACCCCCACCACCACUAAUACCAACGUUUCAUUCUCUUACUCCUCCUCCUCCUCCUUGCGCUGCGAGAUCAAUACAAUAUCAUGAGAUCCAUGAUCCAAAACUUUCAGAACCGAAACUUUAUACCCAAUAUGCCCACAAACCAAGCACUCCCAGUAUCGCAAGCGGACUCCAAAGAACAAGGCCUGCGCAGAAGGCUGUCCUCUCUCUCCCUCAAGAUUCAGCCCAUUACUUCCCCCGCAACUUCAUGGGCAUUCCGCAGGUCAAAGUCCGUGUCCUCCAUGGGAGAAUAUGCCGGUAGUUCCAUAAGGGAAUGGUGGGACUGGGGUUGGUCUUGGAUUCUCUCAAGGAAGCCCAUUUUCGCCAAGGAUCUGGAACUGAACGAGGAAGAAGCCAAGAUGCUUGGUUCUCAUGACAAAGGUAGCUGGAGGCAUGUUUUCUACAAGGUCAAGUCUGAGAUCAGAAAGCUCGUUGGUUCUGACCAUGUAGGACUUCCUCAAACCUACAGGUACGAUUCCUACAACUACUCCCAGAAUUUCGACGAUGGAAUUUCGAGAACCCAAGGUUGAGAACAAGUCCGGAUGUCUCAGCACGAACAUGUGGGGUACUGUAUUCAAAGUCGCUAAAACCUUAAUUUGAUGGAAUUUUGUAUGGUUUUUUUCUUCUAUUCUUUUCUGUACUUUUUUAUAUUCCUUGUUAAUGUUCAUUACUGGUCUGUAAUUAGACAGAAUAUUAUUCUAUUACGUGGAAAUAUUGUUUGGAAAAGGAA
Messenger RNA from Carya illinoinensis, 863 nucleotides. RefSeq lists its product as uncharacterized. The record is from RefSeq and is a predicted model, not a curated record. Bases 178 to 663 code for a protein of 161 amino acids. NCBI's taxonomy places the organism in Eukaryota, Viridiplantae, Streptophyta, Magnoliopsida, Fagales, Juglandaceae. The transcript has a single exon.